CAGGCCGACCGCUUGACACAGAGGUAUCUUGUCCAGGCUGCGGUCCCGUCAUUUUCUCGUCGAAACAAUCGAAACAGCCUCUCCGUCGACAUGAUGUGCGACGUUACGAACAGGAGCUUCCGCUCGCAGCUGGCUGCCAUUCUGGAAAAGCUGACGAAAGCAGCCUUGGCUGAAAUAAGCAACCUCGCCGACGAGUGCUCCUCCGUCCUCCAUACCGAGAUCUCUCAACACAAGUCUGAGAAGGAGGCGUUGAAGAAGAAAUGUUAUUUGCUGGAGGUCCAGCUGCGGGCGGCGAGGGAGGCGCAGCAUUACCCUGCCAAUGUCAACAGUGUCAGUCACCGACAGGGUGGGAUUCAGGCUCCAGAGAAAUUUAUACGAGAGCAGCAGCAGCAGCAGCCUGCUCCAGCCAUCGAAGGGGUUUAUGGAAAAGACUGGUGCAUGGAUCUGUGGAGAGAGGACAAACAAACCCCUCAAAGCAAAGAGGUGACCAGAUCUGCGGCACUGCGAGAUGCUGGGUCACAGGCAAUAGAUUUAAUAGAUGGCGAACCUGACCUCAUUUUUGUCAAAGAGGAGAUGUACGAUGACCAGGCCGUUGGCCCGCAGAUGAAGUUUUCAGACAUCAGGAACAGUGUUGGGAUCAUUGAGGAGGAUGGUAUACUUCACAGAACCGUUGGUGAGCUCCGGCUUCAGAUGGGGAACUCGAACAACUUCCAGGUCACAGCUGGCGGCCAACCACAGCAAGGCUCACAGCCAACGCUUAUGGACAACUUAAUUGAGGACUCAGCGUUGAGUUCGCUCGUCAGUAACUCAAAUCCUGCCUCAGCCACUGGUCUCCCUCAUGCCACCAAAACAGCUCUGAUCCAUUGAAGCAUGGACUCCACAAGACCUCUGAAGGUGUCCUCUGGUAUCUGGCAUCAAGACGUUAGCAGCAGAUCCUUUAAGUCCUGUAAGUUGUGAGGUGGGGCCUCCAUGGAUCAGACUUGUUUUUUUCCAGCACAUCCCACAGAUGCUCGAUCGGAUUGAGACCUGGGGAACUUGGGUCCUGUUCCUCAAGACAUUCCUGAGCAAUUUUUACAGUGUGGCAGGGUGCAUUAUCCUGUUGAAAGAGGCCACUGCCAUCAGCAAAUACCAUUGCCAUGAAGGGGUGUACUUGUUUAGGUAGGUGGUACAUGUCAAAGUAACAUCCACAUGAAUGCCAGGACCCAGGGUUUCCCAACAGAACCUUACCCAGAGCAUCUCACUGCCUCCACCGGCUUGCCUUUUUCCCAUAGUGCAUCCUGGUGCCAUCUCUUCUCCAGGUAAAUGAUGCACAUGCACCCGGCCGUCCACAUGAAGUAAAAGUAAACAUGAUUCAUCAGACCAGGCCACCUUCUUCCACUGCUCAGUGGUCUAGUUCUGACGCUUACGUGCCCAUUGUAAGCGCUUUUGGCGGUGGACAGGGGUCGUCAUGGGCACUCUGACCUGUCUGCAGCUAAGCAGCCUCAUACAUAGCAAGCUGUGAUGCGCUGUGUUCUG
Messenger RNA from Lampris incognitus (smalleye Pacific opah), 1515 nucleotides. RefSeq lists its product as uncharacterized. The coding region runs from base 91 to 867 and encodes 258 amino acids. The record is from RefSeq and is a predicted model, not a curated record. NCBI's taxonomy places the organism in Eukaryota, Metazoa, Chordata, Actinopteri, Lampriformes, Lampridae. The transcript has 5 exons.